Messenger RNA from Propithecus coquereli (Coquerel's sifaka), 2729 nucleotides. It is a transcript of the gene EGLN3, whose product is annotated as egl-9 family hypoxia-inducible factor 3. Gene Ontology annotation, cellular component: cytoplasm; nucleus. Gene Ontology annotation, molecular function: L-ascorbic acid binding; peptidyl-proline 4-dioxygenase activity; ferrous iron binding. Lineage: Eukaryota; Metazoa; Chordata; Mammalia; Primates; Indriidae. The transcript has 5 exons. Gene Ontology annotation, biological process: peptidyl-proline hydroxylation to 4-hydroxy-L-proline; cellular response to hypoxia. Bases 310 to 1029 code for a protein of 239 amino acids. The record is from RefSeq and is a predicted model, not a curated record.
UCGCCGCGUCUGGCCGCCGCUGCAGCAGUGGUGGCUUCGCAUCUCCAAAAGGGGCCCUUCGACUCCUGGCUGAGCCAGUCGGGCGCUGGGUCGUGGGGCCCCGCACUACUUCCGCUGGUCCCUGAACCGGGGAUCCCUUCUCCCCAGAGUUGCGAGCAACUUUCCCCUGUCCCCGGCACUGCGGUGGCUCGGGGACCGUGGCCGCCGCAGGUUGCUGAACCCCGGGCCACGCUCCCCGGCUUUGCGCUCGUUGGUCGCUCCCUCUCUGGGUGCACGCUGGGGGUCCCCGAUCUCGGCUCUGCGGGCGAGAUGCCCCUGGGACACAUCAUGAGGCUGGAUCUGGAAAAAAUCGCCCUGGAGUACAUCGUGCCCUGUCUGCACGAGGUCGGCUUCUGCUACCUAGACAACUUCCUGGGCGAGGUGGUGGGCAACUGCGUCCUGGAGCGCGUCAAGCAGCUGCACUGCAACGGGGCCCUGCGGGACGGCCAGCUGGCCGGGCCGCGCGCCGGCGUCUCCAAGCGGCACCUGCGGGGCGACCAGAUCACGUGGAUCGGGGGCAACGAGGAGGGCUGCGAGGCCAUCAGCUUCCUCCUAUCCCUCAUCGACAGGCUGGUCCUGUACUGCGGGAGCCGGCUGGGCAAAUACUACGUCAAGGAGAGAUCCAAGGCAAUGGUGGCUUGCUAUCCAGGAAAUGGAACAGGUUAUGUUCGCCAUGUGGACAACCCCAACGGUGAUGGCCGCUGCAUCACCUGCAUCUACUAUCUGAACAAGAAUUGGGAUGCCAAGCUACAUGGUGGGAUCCUGAGGAUAUUUCCAGAAGGGAAAUCAUUCGUAGCAGACGUGGAGCCCAUUUUUGACAGACUCCUGUUCUUCUGGUCAGAUCGCAGGAACCCACAUGAAGUCCAGCCUUCCUAUGCGACCAGAUAUGCUAUGACUGUUUGGUACUUUGAUGCUGAAGAAAGGGCAGAAGCCAAAAAGAAAUUCAGGAAUUUAACUAGGAAAACUGAAUCUGCCCUCACUGAAGAUUGACCGUGCUCUGAAAUUCGCUGGCCUUGUUCAUUUUAGUAACAGUUCCUGAAUUUGCUUUAACAGUUGAGAUCCAAAGAUGGCCUCUUCAGUGACGACAAACUCCCCCUACUGCUUGCAUCGUUCACAUCCCUGUCUUACGUGUGGUACUUCAUGUUUUCUUGCCAAGACUGCUUUGACCUGCAGAUGCUCUCUUUGCCAGAUGAACUUAUUUGCUCACUCCAGAAAUUCCUGCAGACAUCCUAGUUGGCCAGCACUUUAACUGAUAGAUUCGGUAAUACUGGCUAUCAAGACAAGAGCCUAGGAGCACAGGCGAGGGGACGAAUCUUACUUGCACUUUAUGUGUACUUCCUGAUUUGAAAGGAGGAGGUUUGCAAAGAAAAGAGAAAAUGGUGGCAGAUUGAGAGGCAUCGUGGAAGCCUUAACAACAGAAAACAGAAAUUUAUGUCAUCAAAACAAUUUCCAGAUGUUCUUAAUCCAGGGCUGUUGGGGUUUCUGGAGAAUUAUCACAACCUAAUGACAUUAUUACCUCUAAAAAGGGCUGCUGUCAUAGUGAUCGAUUUAUAAGUAUCUCGUGGGGCGGACACUCCUUUUUCCCAGUCCUGCAACCUGGAUUUUCUGCCUCUGCCCCAUUUUGCUGACAAUAAUGACUUUCUCAACAAAGAUGACAACACCAUUUAUUCUCUAUUUUCCUUUCUUACCUGGAGAACCUAAUUCCCCAGAAGCUAAAGCUAGACAUUAGUUGUUUCGGUGCUUUGUUGGAAUGGAAUUUGAAUUUAAAUCAAAGGAACAAAAUCUACCUGGUAGUUUAGUGUCAGCCUCUGAUAACAGUGUGGAAAGAGCUAGGUUUACUGAUAUACAAUAAACGUGUGCAUCUUACGCAAUUUGAGAGAGGAGAUGGAGUUGGAAAUGUGGGUAUUGCUGUUUUUUGGUUUUUUUUUUUUUAGUUUUCUUUUUUAAUGAACCCACCCUUCUUCUUUAACAAAAUAAAAAAGAAUAGGGUGCUGUAUUUUAAAAAGGAAAUGGAAAUUAAAAAAUCUCAAAAAGCUGUUUCAGUUCUUCCACGUUGUCUGUCCCUAGCAGCCUUUCUCCAGCUGACUUGACUCUUCAGAGCCACUGUGGGUGGCAGUCUGACCAGAAUCGUGGAAUUGUAGAACUGUGGAAGGUCCUACUACCGCACUCUCCUGCUGCAGUACGCAGGGAUUCCACUGCUUCAAGAACUCUGUAUUAAAGCACCUAUUUUAUGAAAGUUACCCCCCCUAGUUUUCAGUUCUACUUUCGUGUUUUUAAAUCCCUUUGAUUUCUUGCUUGAAAAUCCCAGAAACAUUAAAGAGCCAGAAAUACGUUCUUUUGUUAUGUGUGGAGAUAUAUAAAGAGAGAGAGACUUUCCAAGAUAGAAGUUUAAUUUUUUCUCUUCUGGUUUUGGAAAAUUUCCAGAUAAAAGUUGUCGUUCAUUCUCACAACUGCUCUAUUUUGUUGUAUCAUAGUACUUAUCACCUUCUAACUUACUAUGUAAUUUACUUAUUUAUUAUUAUGUUUAUUGUCUUGUAUCCUUCCUCUAGAGUGUAAGCACAAUGAAGACAGGGACUUUGUAUGUUUUUAAUCAAUGCAAUAUAUUCCCAGCGCCUAAAAUAGUGCCUGGCACAUAGUAAGGGCUCAGUAAAUACUUUUUGAAUAAACUCGAUCUCCUAUGUUAGCAUUCU